AUGAAUAAUGUUCGGCGAAGGCGACUGUCUUCCAGAGAAUGCUCUACUGUUGCGCAUAUUAUCCAUACAGAAACCCCGAUUGAGGAAGAAACCUUACCACAUUACAAAGCAGAGCAUUACUAUCCAGUAAGAAUAGGCAAUGUGUAUCACGCCAGAUACAAAGUUGCAGGAAAGCUUGGGUAUAGGGCAUAUUCAACUACCUGGCUCUGCCGAGAUCUCCAAGCCAAUAACUACACAGUAUUGAAGGUAUCAACCUCCUUGCCAGAUUAUCCCACUGCAGCAGAUCGCGAAUUGAGAGUCUAUAAACACCUAGCAAAAAUAGAUUCUUCGCAUCCGGGUCGGUCAUUGAUCCGCGAGCUGUAUGAUUCAUUCGACCUCCAUGGCCCUGGGGGCACACAUCGAUGCCUUGUACUGCAGCUGAUGAAUGUGACACUUCUUAAAAUGAUGAGAAUGAAUCCUCGGCUGUUUGAUCUACCUCUACUAAGAAUGACAAUCAAGCGACUUCUAUUAGCUCUUGAUUUCUUGCACACGGAGGCUGAGGUUAUUCAUACUGACUUAAUGUCUAACAAUCUGAUGCUCAGCCUAGAGGAUAGCUCCAUGCUGGCGGAUUUCACAACAGCAGAAACCGAAAACCCAAGUCCUCAGAAGUUGAUUAACCAGUCAUAUAUUAUUUAUUACAGUCAAAACUUCCGGAGGCCCACAGGAGGCAGAAACUACGGUCUUCCAGUCCUAUGCGACUUAGGAGAGGCAAGGAUUGGCAAAACACAGGCGUCAGGACCUUUCGUCCAACCACACAUAUAUCGAGCGCCGGAGGUUAUUUUUGAAAUGACUUGGGGAAGCGCUAUUGAUAUCUGGAAUCUUGCUGGCCUUAUUUGGGAUCUGUUUGAAGGGCAGCAUCUGUUUGGAGAUAUAUUUGAUGCCAAAGGUGGCCAUGAUCCGUUCAGACAUCUGGCGCUUAUGGUGGCCUUGAUUGGACCACCGCCAACCGAAUUCGUGCGGUGUAGUGAGACGACGGAGGCAGUGCUUUGA
Molecule: messenger RNA, 1029 nt
Organism: Aspergillus fumigatus Af293
Lineage: Eukaryota; Fungi; Ascomycota; Eurotiomycetes; Eurotiales; Aspergillaceae
Product: putative protein kinase
Exons: 4
Coding region: 1-1029 (342 amino acids)
Biological process (GO): protein phosphorylation; regulation of mRNA processing; spliceosomal complex assembly
Molecular function (GO): ATP binding; protein kinase activity
Source: RefSeq, a predicted model, not a curated record